This is a messenger RNA of Aedes albopictus (Asian tiger mosquito), 5086 nucleotides long. RefSeq lists its product as uncharacterized. Gene Ontology annotation, molecular function: nucleic acid binding; zinc ion binding. Lineage: Eukaryota; Metazoa; Arthropoda; Insecta; Diptera; Culicidae. The record is from RefSeq and is a predicted model, not a curated record. Bases 11 to 4369 code for a protein of 1452 amino acids. The transcript is spliced from 2 exons. Gene Ontology annotation, biological process: DNA integration.
AGUUUCGUCCAUGCACACGCUGAGCAACCAACAUCGGGUAACGCAGUGCAAAACGGAGCAGGAUAAAGUUUGUCUAUUCUGCGGAAAAGCUGGUCAUCGGAUGAAAGACUGCACUAAGUUCCAAAAACUCGCAGUGGACGAUCGAUGGAAAAAUGUGCAGAUGCUGAAGGUUUGCAGAACUUGUCUUAAUCUACACGGGCGACGCACGUGCCGCAUUUCAAGUCGAUGUGGGAUAGACGGUUGCCAAUUCCGUCACCAUCAACUGCUACACCAGAAGAGCGAAGAAAUCACCAAGAAGACGCCGGAAGUCAGGAGGACAGAAGAUCAUGCACACCACCAUCAUGAGCAGUCCAUUCUGUUCCGCAUCAUUCCCAUAAAAAUCCAUGGGACUACAAAAUCCGUCAAUGCGUUUGCCUUUUUGGACGAAGGCUCUUCCGCAACGCUCGUCGAGCGCAGCUUAGUUGAAGAACUUGGGAUUGAAGGUCCAAACGUCCCGCUCUGUCUCAAGUGGACGGCAAAUAUGACAAGAAACGAAGAAGAAUCGCAGGUAGUAUCAUUGGAGGUAUCUGGAGUUGAUCAGAAGAAUCGGCUCCACCUAGUGAACGUCCGCACCGUAGAAAGUUUGAACCUACCAACUCAAACGCUCCGCUUCGAUGAACUUCAAAAGGACCACCCUCAUCUGAAAGGCCUUCCAAUCCAUAACUACGAGAACGCUACUCCUAAGCUCCUUGUAGGCCUUCGAAAUUUGCAGUUUGCAGUACCGCUGAAAGUCAAACAAGGACGAAGCGGUGUCAUAGCGACCAAAACGCGUUUGGGAUGGUGCGUAUACGGCAGUCUGGACGAGGUGCAAAACAACGCGGAGUUCAGCUACCACGUGUGUGAAUGUGAAGCCGAAGAGAAGCUGGAGCAACUAGUUAAAGAAUACUUCAAUGCUGAAGACUGUGGAGUACGCCAUCAGGAUAUCCUGGAGUCCGAUGCCGAAACGCGAGCACGGAAGAUCAUGGAAGCGACGACAAGCAGGAUAGAAAACCGUUUUGAAACCGGGCUUGUGUGGAAGACAGACAUCGUGGAGUUUCCUGACAGCUUUCCGAUGGCGUUACGCCGUCUGCAGUGCCUCGAGAGGCGCAUGGAUAAAGACCCACUUCUAAAAGAGAACAUCCACCGUCAAGUGCAGGAAUACCAACAAAAGGGCUUUGCACACCUAGCAACAGAAGACGAGCUUGCCGAGGUAGAUCCCAGGCGGAUCUGGUAUCUUCCGUUAGGAGCAGUCUACAACCCCAAAAAACCGGGGAAGGUACGAUUAAUCUGGGACGCAGCGGCAAAAGUAGACGGGAUCUCGUUGAACUCCCUUCUGCUACCCGGCCCGGACCUACUUGUAUCGUUGGUAUCGGUGCAGUUUCUUUUUCGUCAAUAUCAAGUCGCCGUCAGUGGAGACAUCAAAGAGAUGUUCCACCAGACGAGAGUUAUCGAACGUGACCGACCUUCUCAAAGCUUCCUGUUCCGCAGCAACCCGUUACAAAAGCCAGACGUCUAUAUAAUGGACGUGUUAACCUUCGGAGCAACCAGCUCUCCAACGUCAGCUCAAUUCGUUAAGAACCGAAAUGCACAGGAGUUUGCCGACGAGUUCCCGAGAGCUGCUGAUGCCAUAAUCAAACGGCAUUACGUCGACGAUUAUCUCGACAGUUUUGAGACAAUCGACGAGGCGAAGACGGUUCCUGGCGAGGUUAAAUGGAUCCAUGCACAAGGAGGCUUCGAGAUCCGAAAUUGGUCGUCCAACCAAAAGGCAGUACUGGAUCACUUGGGAGAAGCUCCGAAACAGGAAACGAUAGAUUUGUCCUUGCAGUCGAAAACGGAGCGUGUGCUGGGAAUGCUGUGGUGCACAAGAGAGGACGUGCUAUGCUUCUCUACAGUCUUCAAGGACGAAAUCGCGACGAUGAUUGAAACGGGAACGAAACCGACUAAACGCCAGGUACUCAAAUGUAUCAUGAGUCUGUUUGACCCGUUAGGCCUACUGGCGUGCGUCCUAGUACACGGGAAGGUAAUAAUGCAGAGCAUAUGGCGUAGCGGCAUCAAAUGGGAUGAGUGUAUCGACGAAAACGUCUACCAAGAAUGGAUGAAAUGGAUUGGCUUGUUGGACGACGUUAGCACUGUAAAAAUACCUAGGUGCUACUUCCACAAUGCGAGUUUGGAUCUGUACCGUUCGUUGGAAGCACACGUUUUUGUCGACGCAAGUGAAGCUGCAUACGCAGCUGUAGUUUACUUCCAUAUUGUCAACCAAAACGGAACUGGAACAUGCGCUUUAGUGUCUGCGAAAACAAAGGUGGCCCCACUAAGGUACGUCUCCAUACCAAGGUUGGAGUUGAUGGCGGCUGUCCUAGGGGUUAGAUUGUUCUCAUUCGUGCGCGACAACCAUUCCGUCAAAAUCAAUCGAGCAAUCUACUGGUCUGACUCUGAAGUUACCCUAGCUUGGAUCCGCUCGGAACAUCGGAAGUACCGCCCGUUUGUAGCCUGUCGUGUUGGUGAAAUACUAUCGUCGACCAACGUGAACGAUUGGAGACAUGUUCCCAGCAAGAUGAACAUUUCAGACGAAGCAACUAAGUGGACUGACGGGCUGUCUCUUGGAGCGUCAAGCCGCUGGUUCAAUGGCCCAGCAUAUCUGCAACUGCCGGAAAAUGAGUGGCCCAAAUCGAAACGAUCUAUUGCGACUACUGAUGAAGAGUUGAGAGCGUGUCAUCUACAUCAAGAAUCCGACGUUCUGUGUUCUCCCAUAGACUACAGCCGAUUUUCCAACUGGAAUCGGCUGCUACGUACAACGGCGUAUAUGAUCCGUUUCGGAACGCCUCGUAGUCGGAACACCUCGGGAAAAAGAAUUGAUCACUUGUUAACACACGUAGAAUUGAAGGUAGCCGAAAUUCUGCUGUGGAAAUUAAUACAAUCAGAAGCAUAUCCGGAUGAGAUUGCGAUUCUCUCGAAAAACCGGACUCUACCGAUGGACAAACAACUAGUUCUGGAUAAAUCAAGUCCACUUUGGAGUCUGACACCUAUGCUUGACGAAAAUGGGAUUCUUCGCAUCGAUAGCCGCAUUACAGCAGCCCAAGGAGUAGCAGAAGACCUAAAGUUUCCAAUUAUAUUACCUAGGAAGCAUUCGGUUACCAUCCUCAUCGUCAACGAUUAUCAUCGGAAGUUCCUGCACGAGAAUUCUGAAACGGUGGCCAACGAAAUACGGCAACGAUUUUAUGUUGCUCAUCUGCGCACCGUAGUUAAAGGACUGGAGAAGAGAUGUCAAUGGUGCAGAGUAUAUAAGGCCAAGCCUUCGACGCCAAGAAUGAGCCCUCUUCCGGAAGCACGUUUAACGCCUGGUGUACGCCCGUUCACCAACAUUGGAGUCGAUUAUUUCGGGCCAAUCCUGGUGAAAGUGAAUCGAUCCGUAGCAAAACGCUGGGUGUGCUUGAUCACGUGCCUCACAAUCCGCGCUGUGCAUGUAGAGGUUGCAUAUGACCUUUCGACGAAGUCUUGUAUUGCCUGUCCACGCCGCUUUGUCUGUCGCAGGGGAGCACCGAAGGAAAUUUAUUCCGACAAUGGACGGAACUUCACCGGAGCAAAUCGCGUGCUGAGGGAUCAAAUCCACCAAAUCGAACGAGAAACAGCUACGACCUUUAUCAGCACGGAGACGAAGUGGUUCUUCAUUCCGCCAUCGUGUCCUCAUAUGGGUGGGUCAUGGGAGCGAAUGGUUCGUUCCAUCAAAACAGCUAUGACCAGCCUUCCACAGGAUGAGAAACUCAACGACGAGGGAUUGUUGACGGUAUUAGCGGAGGCCGAAGCAAUCGUUAACUCCCGACCACUUACCUACCUACCGUUACACUCGGCUGAACAAGAAGCACUCACACCCAACCAUUUCAUUAUGGGAAGUUCAGGCGGAGUUACGCAACCGAUCAUGACAAAAAAGGACUACGUGAGUGACAUCUACGCAUCUUGGGACCUGAUUCAACGACGGACUAAUCAUUUCUGGAAACGGUGGGUCCUGGAAUACCUGCCUACACUUACUAAGCGUACAAAAUGGUUUGGAGAAGUGAAGCCGCUCAAAAUUGGAGACCUUGUUGUAGUAAUCGAUGAAACCAGAAGGAACGGCUGGAUACGCGGACGUGUUGUUGAGGUAGCUACUGGCAGAGAUGGCAGAAUUAGGCAGGCGAUGAUUCAGACACCUAGUGGAUUUUUCCGGCGGCCUGUUUCCAAAUUGGCUGUGCUGGACGUGGCAGGACGCAGUGAGGCUGCUGGACCCAUACAUCCUCACGGGGAGGGGGAUGUUGCCACGACCGCAGCACCGGCAACCCGGCCUUCGACAUCUGAAGAUUCCCUCCAUCAACGCUAGGCGCGCCACCGGACUUGACAGAUUGAUUUCAACACGACUGUAAGAAACCCUUGAUCUAUCGAUGGCAAUGUUUUGAUCCAAUGUGUGCGAUGCAUGAACGUGUUAAUCGAUGAACUCAAUUUUGCUUAAAUUUAUGAUUAAAAGUGAGAUAUUCGUGAUUGUUAUAAAUAAUUUAGUGCCUAACAGUCAUCUAUUGAAUUUCAGAUUAAAUUCUCACUAUUUGAUGCUCUAAAAGUAUCUUAAAUUGAUAGAUUACUCUUACUUUGAAUUGGUAGGUUAGUUUCUCAAAGAUUAUUGCUUUACUCGUAAACUAAUGAGAUCUUCUUCAGGUUAAAUUUGUGAUCUAAAAUUCACAUAUAUUCUUCAAAUUAAAAAUUAAAACUAUUAUACUAUGAUACAUUUUCGGUAACAAUUGGAUUAUUUGUACCGCAACUUAGCAUAAUAAUGCACUAUUAAAUGUAAGUAACAUUAAUGUUAUCGCUAUCGAACAUAACUGAAAUGGAUAAAUCUCUUUCAGCUUGAAGCAUACACCAAUAAAACUGCUAUCAAGAAUAGUGCUAAGUUUGUUUGAAGCAACAACUAUAAAGGUUUAAAAAGAUCGUUAAACCGUGGUCGUUGGAUUUUUUUCCAAUGUUACGCCAGUUUGUCUGUGUUUUCUUGUUUAUGAUCCUAUCUGCCAAAAUGACCCGAUAAUUGACAGUUAUUCUUAGUUUGAUA